CAAUGCUAGUCCAUAAAUGACUUCAAGCUGAAUGCAAGAUGUCCUUAAAGAGACUCAUUCAGCAAAGCCGUAAUGGCAACGGUGUGGGCUAUUGUAUGAACUCAACUUACAGCCCCUGGUUGGAACCAGUCAGUAGCCCGCCUCUGGACAACAGGAGGACCCAGGAAUUCACAAACUCAAUGGACUCAUUAACGAAGGACUACAAGCAGCUUGCUUUAAGAAGAAUGAGUUCCUUGGGUGAUUCUUCUGGCCCACAAAGAAAAUCACUUACCAUCCUCAAAGAAGAUAAUGAAACAUUUGGAUUUGAGAUUCAGAUACUUCCGUUUCAGCGUCAAAAUAACAACUCCUUUGAAAUGUACAGUUACGUCUGCAAAGUGAAAGAAGGAAGCCCUGCCUUUCUUUCUGGACUAAAGAGCGGUUACAUUCUAACCAGUAUCAAUGGAGUGAGCACAGAGAGCCUCUGCCACAAAAAAAUGGCGGACUUGAUCAGCGCAUCAGGAAAUCUUCUAAGGUUGGUUGUUGUGAAUGAAGCCUUGAUUGUCAAAAGAAUGGAACUGGAAACCAAGCUGAGAUUUUUGAAGAAAACUCUGCAGGAAAAGUUGGUAGAGUUUCAGUCACUGUGCUUCCGAGAACAACGCCUUGCAAAUGGGGAAGUAGAGUCGCCAUUGGAUUCCAUCGGAUCAGAUUCUUCUAAUUUAUUUGGAGAUUAUGUUGGGUCAGAAUCGGCCAUGACCAAUAAAGCCCGAUUUUCUAGUGAAAGCAGCUGCUUAAGCCGCCUGAGCUCAAUGACUGUGGACAGUGAGGACAGCUUCUACCAAGCCUGUGUUUUCGAAGAUGCUGCUCGUGGGACCUUCAGUCGGCAGUCAAGCACGGAGGACGACUGCUUCCUCCCAAGAGACUCUGAUGUUGCUCACAUGAAGACCAAACUGAGAAGACACAGAAGCUUCAGGAUGGCCAGCAGUGGAUCCAUGUCCCCCUCCUCGGAUGGAGGCAAAGUCCCAAACAUCUUUGGGACACUUCCACGGAAAAACAGAAGUGGUAGCAUUCGGAAAAGACUGUUGAAUUUCAUCCCUGGCCUUCACCUAGCAGUAGAAGAGGAAGAAAAUUAUUUCUGACCACAGGAAAGGGUUGAGAUUUUGGGCAGCAACUGGCAAUUCUGCAACCAUGUAGUGCUCACCCUUCCGGUUGUAAUUCAAGGAAACCAGGGGAGAUGGACAAUUCAGACUGAGAGACAGGGUUUUCUUGACAUGGCCCGUUCUGCCUGAAAUAGACUUCAACCAUGACAGAUGUACAGAUUUUUUUAAAUUAUUAUUUUCCAGGAGAAGGACACUCUAACAACAUUAGGGCUAACAACAUUAAGUCAAUGUGGCCUGACAUGAAGAGUAUACAGUACAGGCAGUCUCCAAGUUACGAACUUCUGAGUUACAAACAACCCAUACUUGUGAACGAGCUGUCAUAAAGCCUAUCAACAAUUUCCUGCAGUAAUUUUUUUAAAAAAUUAUCACCAUAGAGAGGGAAAGGAAGAGAAAGGGGAAAGAGGGAGGCCUCCAAAGCAUGCCUUCCUGCCCCAACCAUCUGGAGAGGGAAAUCAUUCUAGCUUUUCCUUGCUGCAAAGAGGAGGCACUGGUGAAUUGAGCAGUGAGGGGACUAGAAAUACUUGCAGUUUUUCCACCUUCAACCCCUGUGAAUGUGGAGAGCUGACUAUAUGUAAUUUGACUUAAGUACAAGUUCAACUUAGAGACACAUUUCCCCAAGUUCUACUUAAAGACAAAUUUCCAUUUUCUCAGGAAUGGAUCUUGUUCGUUACCUGUGGACUACCUGUAACAGUUAGGAACAAAUAUUCCAUGGUGGUAUUUCUUCCCCAAGUAUUUAGAUGCUAAUAAGAAAAUUAGACACAUCCUUCUUCUGGAUUAGCAAAAGAAAGGCCCAGUCAAUUCACUUGGUGUUACCACCACAUUUCCUUCAUGCAUGUAUUAAGGGGUCAUGAUUGUCCAUCAUUGUCAUUAUAUCCUUUUAUGAUUGCCUGGAAGAACCAUACAGUCAGGCAGAGGGAGUCAGCCACAUGAGCUGGCAGGCGUCCAGAGCUUAACAAGAUGAAGUGUUUUACUAGAAAGUUUCUCUCUCUUUCUCUUUUUAAAUAUAUUUGAAAUACUAUUCUACCUUUACCUUUGAGUAGCAGGCUUCAAGAACUGAAAAAUUCACAUCUGAAUUUCAGAAAACAAUUCAAGAGUUACCACCAACUUGUACUUAUUGGGUGCUACUCAUCAGAAAUUAAAAACAAGAACAUGAAAUCUUUAAUAUGCUAAAAAAUUUAAGUACUACAUUUCAAUAUCCAAAUGGAAAAAUCCGAAUUCCUGAAAUUUGGCUUUCUGCACAUAUGGUUAGAAAAUGCUUGUGUAGGCCCAGGGCUGUGCUAGGAAGUCUGGACUCUCUAAAGCAGGGGCGUCAAACUCUUUCAGCGCAAGAACCCAGUUCCAUAUCAGGGAGGCUGUUGGGGCCAAAUUCCAGUGUGGCUGAGACCUCAUGUAGAAAGGGUGGAGCUAAAAUUUAGGCUUAGCCCAAGGAGAUGCAGUUUGGCAUUGUGGAAUGGAGGGAAGCAGGGAACGUGCAUAAGCUGGGAAACCACCAAAGGACUGCCGGGCAGGGGAGCAGGGCCAGAGGUGACAUGGACACCUGGUGAACCUGGGAAGGAUCCCCUGCUGUAGAGGAAGGAUGGGGCACAUGUGUAGCAGGCAAAUAAAUUAAUUUGUUUUAGUA
Molecule: messenger RNA, 2757 nt
Organism: Varanus komodoensis (Komodo dragon)
Lineage: Eukaryota; Metazoa; Chordata; Lepidosauria; Squamata; Varanidae
Gene: CYTIP
Product: cytohesin 1 interacting protein
Exons: 8
Coding region: 39-1115 (358 amino acids)
Biological process (GO): regulation of cell adhesion
Cellular component (GO): cell cortex
Molecular function (GO): protein binding
Source: RefSeq, a predicted model, not a curated record